This is a messenger RNA of Aplysia californica (California sea hare), 568 nucleotides long. Its product is annotated as carbonic anhydrase-related protein 11. Lineage: Eukaryota; Metazoa; Mollusca; Gastropoda; Aplysiida; Aplysiidae. The record is from RefSeq and is a predicted model, not a curated record.
CACACACACACACACAAGCACGCACAAAUUCACACGCACGCACGCACACAGAUGCACAAAGACGCACACAGAAGCUAGCAACAAAUUGGCAAAUGAAAAUAAAAAGCACAUGAAGCAGUUCAAGACACUUUAGCCAGGUUCUGUAAGUGUGAACUGAACUCUCAAACCCAGCAACUUACAAACUGUAAGAAGAAAAGUAAAGCAAUCACCCUCGUUGAUUCACCGCUGUCUUUGGAUUCAGUCAAUCUCAUCUGGGCCUACCAACUUCUGUGCUACUGAUAUUAGUUUUAUUCCUUUAUUCACUGAUCAAGAUGAUUCUUUUGGAAGCAGUUCUGACUUUUGCGACCUGUUCCACACUCUGGCUGCCAACAGCAGAAGGCUCCAACUCUCCGUGGGCCACUUGGUGGGCGUACAGUGGACUGGCUGGUCCCCAGCAUUGGGGUCUACUCAACCCUGACUGGUCGCUGUGCCGCACGGGAAAGUUCCAGUCUCCCAUUGAUGUGGAACCCCAGAGACUUUUGUAUGACCCGAGGCUGCGCCGGACGAACAUACGUAUACCAGAUAAGGU